This is a messenger RNA of Leishmania braziliensis MHOM/BR/75/M2904, 4836 nucleotides long. RefSeq lists its product as hypothetical. Gene Ontology annotation, cellular component: intracellular membrane-bounded organelle; cytosol. The record is from RefSeq and is a predicted model, not a curated record. Gene Ontology annotation, molecular function: phosphatidylinositol phosphate binding; guanyl-nucleotide exchange factor activity. NCBI's taxonomy places the organism in Eukaryota, Euglenozoa, Kinetoplastea, Trypanosomatida, Trypanosomatidae. Bases 1 to 4836 code for a protein of 1611 amino acids. Gene Ontology annotation, biological process: endocytosis; endocytic recycling. The transcript has a single exon.
AUGCUUGGUGGAACAGGUGGUGGCGUUGGAAGCAGCCUCAGCACUGGCGGAGGCGACGGCGUUCCGCUCAUCACGCGCCUUCUCCUGCUCCGUGCCACGGUGCGCUUUAGCCUCUCGCCGUCUACCUUGUCUACGUCCUCAGCUAGAGAGACGUCUCUGAUGAUGCCAGAGCUGAGCAUCGUCUCGCACUAUGUCCGAGGGUCGUCGCUGCGGCCGGUGACAAGCACGCCGAAGGAGGAGGCCCAGUUUCUCGAAGCGCAUCCAUCGCUACAUGGCCUGCUCCUCUCUCUUGCCUCCGGCCGCCUCGCACAGCGAGUAAAGCUGCGCCAGCUGCAGACCAGCGUCGUGCGGACAUCUGUGAAGCUUACACAGAGAGCCGCGCUAACCUCUUUGGCCGAAGCCGCACCAGCGUCACGCAGCAGUGGCGGCAGCAGCAGAGCCGUUGAUUACAAUCAGCUCCAAGGUGUCGUCGCGGCUGCGACGGCGAGCUUCGCUGAGGAUGUGGCAUGGUACAGCACCGUCACGCCACACAGCGCGCAGCUAAACCCGUGGUGCCUUCUACCCAUCUCAGCAGCAGGCUGCUACUUGACCGUGCCAUCGCCACCCUUCGUGCAUUGGUGCAAGCUGCAGGCGGCGCACUGCUGUGUUGAGGCCGGCGCUGCAUCGUCCGUCAAACCUGGCGUUCACGGUGGCCCAAUGCGGUACAACGACAUUGUGCACUACGCCAGCUCUGCUCCCUCACCCUCCAGCAACACCCACUCCUCUACCGGCGUGACAGCAGCGCAGAGCACAGGCGUCGGUGAGGACGGUGGCUACGUGCACGGCUACGCAUUCAUUCUCGAGGGAGACGUGUUUAGCGGCAGCGGCGUUGACGAGGCAGCGGCCGCUGCUGUGGCAGCGGCCGCAGCUGCCACAGAGAGUCAGCGCUCUGAGGCCUUGUCGCGUGACAGCGGCGACGAGGAGGCGAGCGUCCUCCUGUGGUGCGUACUAAGUGACGCGCCGGUGUUCAACUUUAUGUGCGCCCUCACGCACGCGGCCGUGGGGGCUAUGAGCUGUGUCGCUCAGCGCCUGUACCAUGAGCGAGUCAUGUCCACAGAGUCGUCGUCGGCAAGCCCCUUGCUCUCCAACGGCGUCUACACUGCGCUCCUGGAUGACGCGAUACAGGAGGAGGUUGUGCGGCCUCUGGCGAAGGAACUACUCACCUUUGGUUCUGCCAGCAGUCGCACGUUGCCUGGGGACACCUUCACCGUGCAGCUAGCGCUCACACGCAGCAGCAGUGGUGGCGCCAUUGCAUCACAUCGGCUCGCAGCCUCCAUCUCGAAUCAGCUGACCUUCCGCCGUCCCCUCGACUUGCUCUACGCCCACGCUGACGUGCCUCUGUCGCUCCUUCUGCUGAGCUUCAACGAAGACGCGCUGCGCGUCCUGCAGUCGCUCCUGCUGCAAGAGGCGCGGGUAGUGGUGCUCGGCUCCACUCCGCAGCACGCGUCGGCGUGCGUCGUCAGCUUGCUGGCGCUGCUGGGCCCACUCACGUGGGUGUCCCCACUCAUCCCAUACCUCCCGCCACAUCUAGCCGCCGUGACGGGACUGCUGCAGACGCUGCUGAGGCCCCCCUUUGAGCAACCGGGACAACGAGCGCCGUCGGGUAAGUCGCUUUCCCCGGCGCCAUCCUCGCAGUUGAAGGAAAGCAGCGGCUUCCUGCUCGGCAGCACCGCCGCCAUCCAACCCUAUCUCAUCCUCCUCUCUUCUUCCCCGAAAGUCGAGGCAGGUAUGAGCGCCAGCGACUACGACCGCAGUGACAAGCGCGCGUUGCGGCUCUGGAUUGCCGACGCUCGAACCGGCUGCGUCGGUGUAUGCCCAGAGGAUCCAGUAAUGCGGUUCUCGCAGGCAAAUUCUCUGCCAUCAACUGACCCGUCGGACGGGUCGGCAACACCGGCGCCAGCAAGCCGCGGCGCCGUCAACGCAUGGGCGAGUCGCGCGCACGUGAACCUCCGUGAAAUCGCGUCGCACAACUACAAGCCCGACGAGAACCAAAGCGUCAGCGCUCUGUACGGCGCCGUUCGCAGCAACCUGCGCGCCGUGGCGGAGUCGAACGUUAUGAGCGCAGCACCGCUGGACCUUCUACCUGCCUUCAGCGACGAUCUGCGAGACCAGCUGCGCCGCCUGGUGAGCGUCGAAAAGCGUCGUCUCUUCCGGCACAGCCUGGAGGCAGUGGCACAGCAUAUGCACGCCCGACUGGAGGCCCUCGAGUCACUGGCGGCACGCCUCACACGGGGACUGCGACAGGCAAUCACGGCCACUGACCUCUGCUGCAAUGUCUCCGUCGCCAGCACGCUGAACGACAGCUUCGAAAAUCGAAGCAACUGCAGCGACACCGAAGAGAGCAGUGGUGGACUCACCGCGGCGCACGCCGGCGAUGACGACGGCAACGACACUUCUCCGUUGCGCGCCAUCACGGAGGCCCUCGCAAAGUCCUACUCGCACUCCUUCGCCGGAGACGCCGCGCCGUCGGCGACGUCCUUCGCUGCUGCCCACACCCCACAAUUCCCCGUGUUGUCUCCCAGCGAACUUUGGCAAGUGCAGGCGGGUGUCUUCGGCUAUGUGGUGGAGCGCUUCACAGGGGCGUACCGCCGAGGGCUAUCCACGACGACACUCGGCAACGGCGCUGGUGGAUGUGAACAGCGUCGCACCACAGCCAUGGAGUCGUCAGUGUUCUUGGUGCCCGGCAUGAACCAGAACUACACCCUGGCUGAGCGCGUUGCCCAGACGCACAUUUUUAAGCAGUUCGAGUGCGCUGUCUUGGCCGCAGAGCAGGUGGGGCUGCGUCGCGUCUUCUCUGGUGUUCCUCACACGCGUGUUGGCGAGGGAGGCCAUCCUCUCCUCACCAAUGUCCGCUCCCUGGCGUUCUUCGCCCUCUUGUGCAGCCGGGCGCGCCUACACUACGCAGAGUUAUACCCCGACAUGGCCUCCGUGGACGCGGUCGGACUCGUGUACACUUCUGUGGUGACGCGGUGGUUCUCGAACCGACGCGGUCCCUCAUCAUCGGUGAGUGUGCCUGGCGCCAUCCGAUUUCUUGCCGGGGGCCACAACGACAGCGACAAUGACCCUGUGGACGUUGCUGAUGCCGACGCAACCCAUGCGCCUCAUGGCGGGAGCGGGCCUGGAGUGCAUAGCAGCGGCGGCAGCAGGGGUGGUGGUGGUGGUAGUGGUAGUCUGCGUGGAUUCUUCUCCAAGGUCGCGAAGGUGGUGAAGCAUGGCUACAGCACCACCGGACGCGCGCGGGAACCGCAGUCUGUUUACCUCCCCGCUGCCAUCGCCUGCCUACAUAACUUCAGCGUUCCCCUCUUUUCGCAGCUGUCAAAAACCCCGCAGUCCUUCGCCACCACCCCAUACUCGGAGAACACCUCCAUGAAGAGCAGCAGCAGCAGCGAAGCAGGUGGUGCUCCUGGUAGUGGGGGCGGCCGCCGUUACCAUCGCCGUCACCACAAUGCGCAUGCAUUCCUCACCACCUGUAAGCCACCGCCCGAGCGAAUCAAGUGGGCCCGACAGCAACAGCAACAGCAGCACAUCGCACUCAACAUGGACUUCACAUUGCCUAACGGGGCCAACGUGGGGCGAGCGGCGGGUCUCGGCGGUGGCAGUGGCAGCACGUAUGGGAGUGGGCCGGGGAUCGAGUCGGCGAGGGUUGACCUCAUCACUCGUACCGGCGGUGACUCAAUCGGGGGUCCGGACAAGGCCGGCAGUAGCGCUGCCGCACCAUGUCGUGAUGGAGGUCUGCAGGCGAUGGCAGGCGUGUCUCUCGACAUUUGCCGUGCCCUACCGCUCGAUAUCGUGCACGAGUUUGACGCGUACCAGCCGCUGCUGCGCCCUACCGCGCCAGGCAGCGCAGAAAGCUCAUGGGCGAGCAACGGUGAGGACGCUCUGGCCGCCAGGUCCGCGGCGGCCUUCAUGCGAGUCGGGUACUUGUGUCCGUCGUCCAUGAACGUGUGGCGGGAAGGCGAAGUCCGUACGAUGCGCGCCGCAUUGCACCAGUCGCCCCCGCGCCCAGCGAAGCCGCCUGUAUCCUCUGUGUCGCCUUCUGCCUCGUCCACACGGUCACGACUCCCGCUGCACCCGGGAGCUGAGAACCCGGCGGAGACAUCAAUCCCUCCAGAUUCGCUGUGCCUGUUCCCCGCGCCACCGCAGUCCACCGCCCCACCGCCGACAACCACGACAGCCUUGUCGAUGGAGACGUCGACGUCGUCGGUAUGGUGUGCCUUCACCAGCGGCGCCCCGCAGGACUACCCCUCUGCGGACCCUGCCGCGUCAGGUGGGCAUUCGGGUGGAGAUGCACAGCAGCACCAAGUAGCGCCUGUGCGUGCCUCUGUGGCGGCCUCGUCGCCGUUGUCCCAUGCAGCCGCUCCGUUACCGGCACCCUCUGCCAGCGACAGUGCUAGUCUCCGUAGCUCGACGUCGCACCACCGCGAGGUGGAGGACUUGUGGUGUGUCCAGCUACCAUUGGUGCUGGAGAAUGGGCUGCCAGCGCCACUGCAGGGCGCUGCGACUCAGAGGAUGAUGACACAGACCGCUGAUAGCGGCGACGGUGGCACUUGGAGCACCGGCGCACCACUUGCGCCGCCGACGAUGCCAGAUGAAAUGAAAGCAGCAUCGCCAUGCAGGGCCUUUGCACUCACGCCGACACCUGCUGUUGCCGUGGCGCCGGCUCCUCGCAGUGUGAUGGACGAUCUCUUCGCCGACAUGCCGACCUCCUCGACGGUGAACGCAGCAACAGCGGGGAAGGACGACAAGCAGCAGCUGAUGGCGGCUCCUCGACUACACGCCCUCGACAACUUCUUCUAA